This is a messenger RNA of Olea europaea var. sylvestris, 900 nucleotides long. Its product is annotated as probable inactive receptor kinase At4g23740. The record is from RefSeq and is a predicted model, not a curated record. Gene Ontology annotation, biological process: protein phosphorylation. Bases 295 to 900 code for a protein of 201 amino acids. The transcript has a single exon. NCBI's taxonomy places the organism in Eukaryota, Viridiplantae, Streptophyta, Magnoliopsida, Lamiales, Oleaceae. Gene Ontology annotation, molecular function: ATP binding; protein kinase activity.
UGUUAAGGAGCUAACAGGGGCUAACUGGAGUACAAGAAAAUGUUUGUCGUAUUUCUACCGGUGAAAGUUGUACUAUUUCAUUGCUGAAUAGUAAGUACCAGGAAGAUUCGUCCAUUUAUCCACCAUUUUCUGACGCCAAUGCACGUAUGAACCAUCGGAAUAUAAUUUCUUAAGAAUGAACAAAAGGCCCAGCAACGUCAAUAUCAGUACUGAGGGAAUAUUGGGAUACGCGGUAAGUAUUCAGCAAUUUUCAUUUUGAUUGAGCUACCAAGAGAAUUUUUACGUUGAAGAGAGAUGUCGAACAUCUACGACAAUUGGGAGAGAUUGGUGGGAGCUGUGAUCCGGAGAGAGGAACUAUGGCAAAUGUUUCACGAUCGGAGCCCAAGUGUCAGCUCUAUACCGUCUGAUUUCAGUUUGGAUUCUCAAGUCCUUGAUGUGCCUUUUGAUUUUGCAAGCCCUGGAGGUUCAUCUCCGUAUCAUGAGCUACCUCCAUCGGCAGUUGAAAAUUUGCAAAAGAAAGAAACAUCUGCUGAAAAGGAGGUUUCUAAGCUGGUAUUUGUUCAGGGUUUUAGUUUUGCUUUCGACCUUGAAGACAUGUUGAGGUCUACUUCUCAGUUUCUGGGGAAGGGAACAUUUGGAAGUGCAUAUAUGGCAGCUAUGGAUAAUGGAAUAACAGUUGUGCUAAAGACAUUGAAUGUGGUCAAUAUUUCAGAAAAGAAGUUCAGACAACAGAUGGAGGUCAUUGGAAAUGUCCGGCACGAAAACGUGUGCACGUUGAAGGCUUACUAUUUUUCCAAAGAUGAAAAGCUCACAGUUUAUGAUCAUUACAGUAAUGGUAGUGUAUCUGCAAUGUUACAUGGUAUGUUUCAUUUCUCGUUCCCACACCUUUUAUACAUAUGA